Molecule: messenger RNA, 219 nt
Organism: Micromonas pusilla CCMP1545
Lineage: Eukaryota; Viridiplantae; Chlorophyta; Mamiellophyceae; Mamiellales; Mamiellaceae
Exons: 1
Source: RefSeq, a predicted model, not a curated record
AUCGUCGGCACCAACUGGACCGCGCACCGGCGGACGAGAGGGUGGCGGCACUUCGAGGCGAUCGGAAAGUCGCCCGCGGACAAGAAGUGCGGCAAGGCACACGCGACCGUCGAGCUCGCGGCGACGUGCGACCGAGCCAUCACGAUCCACGUGUCGACGCGAGAGCUCAAGGAUCGAACGCUGUGGAGCGCGGGAUGGAAGCAGCGCGAGGAGCUCGAC